Adineta ricciae is the source of this 1674-nucleotide messenger RNA. The record is from the annotation of a GenBank genome assembly. Lineage: Eukaryota; Metazoa; Rotifera; Eurotatoria; Adinetida; Adinetidae.
AUGUCUCACCAAGAAACGAACUCGGUCUCAUCGGAUUUCUCCUAUUUAUUUUUUCGUAAUGGUGCCAGUUUUCGAAUCAAUUACGAUGACAAUGAUGACAGCAAUUCAAUAAAGCCAUCGACCGUACCGAAGUUAACUGAAUUAUGUUGCUCAGUCAUCGUGCGGAAUGAACGAUUGACUGAACAAGCAUGUGAAACCAUACCAAAAGAAUUAUUUGAUCCAUUAUUUCGAGCAGCUUUGCGUUAUACACAAGAUGACAGUUGUAUUAAUGUUCUGAUCUCUCGAUGGCCAUACCGAGUAUUUCGUUUGGAGGAUUUUGUUGAUGAAAAAUUAACUUCGCUGAAAAUGUUACUAUGUGAGAAAACAGCAUUACAACGAACAAAACAAGCAAUAAAAUAUUCCGUGAUUAUUAUCCCUCGAUUCAUUGAUUCUGUUCGACAACAGCAACAACAACAAGAGCAAAUCAAUGAGAAAAGACUCUCGAAUUUACGAAUACUCGAUGUCACGAAUUUUCCUGUCGUAGAAUUGAUUAUUCGAUACAUUUCGACACACUGUCGACUUGCAGAGAAAGAAUCUCGACGUAAUCAAUUGAUCGAUAUCUACAAUCAACAGCAUCAUCAAAUUCCACCUGACUCUUCAGCCAAUGCAAACGAGGAAUCUCAAUACACUAUUGAGACAAGACAUUCACAGAACACUUCGAAUCACAACAAUGACGAUCUGAUCAAAUCCAGUUCAUAUCCAGAAGAUAUCAUUAUUAUUCGAUUUGACUGUAUUAUUCAAGAUUAUCGCACUUAUGUCGAACUACUUUCUGCUCUUCGCUCAUCCACCCCGAAUAUCCAAUUACAGAUCUGUACAAUUGACAUGCGAUGCAUCGGUUUAGCACUUGUGAGCAGUUUCCUUGAUCAUGUUAACAACCGAUUUGUCCACACACUUCGUAUUCCGUACAACGUUUUGACACGGCAGAACCUCAAGUAUUUCCUUCCACGUUUGCCAAAACUGACCCAAUUACAUACAUUAGAUCUUUCAUGUAAUUUUAUCGAUUUUCGACUCAAUCAGGAUGAUUUAGAACAAUUUUGUACUGUUCUAUCUCAAUUGAAACAUUUGAAAAAUCUUUCGCUCAGCGGUUCGCCAAUCACCAAUCGUCUAGAGUUCAUUCUCAAUGCAAUCGAUCAUUCGCUAGAAGUCUUAAACCUGGAUUUCUGUUCAUUAUAUGAAAAUGAUUUGAUUAGUUUAAGUCAAAUGAGUACACGACAUCAAUUUCUGCAUCUGGAUCUAGGUACCAAUCGUUUAAAUCGUUUCAUGCGUCAACUAUUAAUUGUACUUAUCAAACAAAGUCGACUCGUCGUCUUAGAUCUUGAUUAUAAUCGCUUCUCUUCGAAUGAUUAUUUGGAAUUGAUUGCCUGUUGUCAACGUUUGAGUUCGUUGAAAAGUUUAAGUGUCCGUGGACCUAAUUCGCUGACAACUCAAUUGGCAGCAGCAACAUUUAUUGGUGAACAUUAUGGAUGUCUACGUUCGUGGAAGAUUGCUUCACCGAUUGAAUAUUCUCUCAAUCGUUUUGUUGGCAAUGAUGAACAAAAUUAUUUAAUUCAAACCAUAAUGCCAUAUGAGAUGUUUGUUAAUGAAAUGAAUAAACGAGCGAAAUGUCUCGUUUCCAUAUCAGAACUAAGUGUAUAG